AUGGCGGUGACAGAAACCUCACAGGAACACAGCCGCACGGCUCGUCGGCGGCCAUUUACUACCUGGGUCAAGAAGCUCGCACACUUCAAGGGCGGCGCGUCCUCGUCCUCGUCCGCCUCGGGUGCCGCGCGGCACCUCGGCAAGUCGUCGGCAGCCACCAAGAAGCGCCCGUCCAAGAACAACAAUCCCUACCCGCUGUCUGGCCGCCUCGGCGUCAUCGACAACCCCAACCGCUUCGCCAGCGACGGCGAGGACGAGAAUGACGAGAGCAGCGAGCACUACUACAGCGGGCCGCACCGCAGCCAACCCUCGUUUGCGGGCCACAGCGGCGCGACGCCCAGCUCCAUGUCCAUUGGGCGCAGCCGCCGCAGCAGCCUGAUCGAGUCGGCCAGCGACGACGGCCGGGCACCACCCACGGCGGGCGCUCUGUCGGUGGCGCCGACCGUAUCGACCGACCACGGCACGCCGCGGUCGGUGCUGGCACCCAGUGCCGGGGCGGCGUCGUCGAUUACAGGCACGAGUCGGACGAUUAACGGUCCCGGAUCGCGGCGCGGCGGCGACAGCACAUUUUCGUCGCCGGCGCCGUCGGUACGCUCGCUGACGACGACAUUGACAACAAUACAAUCGCUGGCUCCCGCAGCUGCUAUGGGCCAGGCAAAUGGUGUUGGUGGGGGCGGCGGCGGAGGUGCCGCUAGCAACGGCACCGCCAGCGUCGGCAUGACGUUUAGCAACCACCUCGGACCGCCGUCUGGCCACGGCCACAGCCACCACCACCACACCGCGUCACAGCAGAGCAACGGCACGCAGACCAUCCAGUUCCACCAGCCGUUCCCCAGCACCCCGGCGUCGGCCAUCCCCUCGCACCUCACGCCCCUUCCCCACAAUGCCGGCCCCGGCCACCCGGCCACCUACUCGACGGCCACCGCCAACAACCUGCUGACCGACAACGCGUCCAUCUUGACGCUGGCGUCGUCCAGCAAGCGCCGCCGUCGGCGGUCCAUUGACACCGACGCGUCUGUGCGCGCGCUGGCGCCGUCGUCGCUGUUUGGCGGCAGCCGCGAGAGUCUGCCGCUGUCGGUGCUGUCGGCCAACAUGGAGGGCCCGUCGUCGACGUCGGCGCUGAUGCCCAGCACGUCGGCCAGCAGCAAUGCCAACGCACAAGGCCCUGCACCCGGCGGGCCGGUGGCGCUGCACGCGACCAACAGCCGCAUGAGCGUCGCCAGCGCCGGCCUGGCGAGCCCCGCCGCGGUGGCAGCCGCCGCCGAGCGCACGAGCAUCUACAGCGCCACGGGGACAGGCAUGCUGGGCGGUGGCGACCGCAAUAGCUUUUAUGCGCGGCAGAGUCUGGGCGGCGGCGGCGGCGGCGGUGUGGCCGGCGACGGGGCCAGCAUCCGCAGUGGUCGUAGUGGACGCAGCGGGUUCCUUGGCCACGGGCGGUCCGAGAGCAUCACCGGUAGCAUUGGUGGCAGCCUGACGAGUCCGCUGGCCAGUCCGCUAGCCAGUCCGCGCGAGACAGAGGCAGAAGAGGCAUCGACCGAUCUCAUUACGUCUGUCGCGACCGUCAAGACUGCCGUCACGGACGACGCAGUCAACGGCGAGGCCGCCGCGAAGGCUGAUGAGGAGAAGUGA
This is a messenger RNA of Sporothrix schenckii 1099-18, 1629 nucleotides long. RefSeq lists its product as uncharacterized. NCBI's taxonomy places the organism in Eukaryota, Fungi, Ascomycota, Sordariomycetes, Ophiostomatales, Ophiostomataceae. The record is from RefSeq and is a predicted model, not a curated record. The coding region runs from base 1 to 1629 and encodes 542 amino acids. The transcript has 2 exons.